GAGAAUCCAUUCAGGAAUCGUAUUGUGGAAUCGUUUUCUGAAGACGGCCAGGGAAACCUCAGCUUCAAUGACUUUGUGGACAUGUUUUCAGUUCUCAGCGAAACGGCUCCCAGAGAACUGAAAGCCAUUUAUGCUUUUAAAAUAUACGACUUCAAUGUGGAUAAUUACAUCUGCAAGGAGGACUUAGAAAAGACUCUAAACAGGUUAACGAAGGAGGAACUAACACCAGAGGAGGUUAAUCUGGUGUGUGAGAAGGCCAUUGAGGAGGCCGACCUGGAUGGAGACAGCAAGCUCUCCUUUGCCGACUUUGAGAACAUGAUCUCCAGGGCUCCUGACUUUCUAAG
Sinocyclocheilus rhinocerous is the source of this 344-nucleotide messenger RNA. RefSeq names its product calcium and integrin-binding family member 2-like. The transcript is spliced from 2 exons. Gene Ontology annotation, molecular function: magnesium ion binding; calcium ion binding. The annotation marks the transcript as partial. Gene Ontology annotation, biological process: calcium ion homeostasis. The record is from RefSeq and is a predicted model, not a curated record. Lineage: Eukaryota; Metazoa; Chordata; Actinopteri; Cypriniformes; Cyprinidae. Gene Ontology annotation, cellular component: stereocilium; cytoplasm; cell periphery.